Messenger RNA from Schistocerca serialis cubense, 1254 nucleotides. RefSeq lists its product as uncharacterized. NCBI's taxonomy places the organism in Eukaryota, Metazoa, Arthropoda, Insecta, Orthoptera, Acrididae. Gene Ontology annotation, molecular function: protein folding chaperone. The transcript has 4 exons. Bases 1 to 1254 code for a protein of 417 amino acids. The record is from RefSeq and is a predicted model, not a curated record. Gene Ontology annotation, biological process: response to heat; protein refolding.
AUGUCCCAGAGGAGGAUCUGCUACUGGCCGGGGCAGACGGACUGGGCUCGGGGCUGGCUGUUUCUGGACCUCGACGACAGCGACAGCGACAGCGACGACGAACUGAACGUGGCAGGCCUAGGAGCGACCACGUCCUGCUAUGACCCGUCCGCGGCUCUAGACGCUUGCUGCUGUUCGUACAAUCGGCCCUGGCGCCACACUCCUGAGGUCAAGUCUGGUUUCUCCAAAAUCGAGCGCAGCAAGGACGGCUUCAAGGUUACCUUGGACGUCCAACAUUUCAAAGAAGGGGAUUUGAAAGUGAAAGUGGUCGGCAACCAGGUGGUGGUUGAGGCGGAGCACGAUGAACGUCAAGAUGAGCACGGCCUCAUCUCACGCAGCCUGAGGCGCAAGUACGCGUUGCCGGAAGACGUGGAUAUCGAGAAAGUGGCAUCAGAACUAUCCUCAGACGGCAUCCUCACUAUCACUGCUCCGAAAAAGAUAAUGAAGGGACUUACUGAGGAAGAUAUUUUGAAGUUGCUUGAUGCAUCAGACUUAGAAGUAAGUGAUGAAGACGAUUGUGAAGAUUUUUUUGUGCCAGAAAAUAUUGGUGCAUCGAGUUCUGAUUCUGAUACAGAUGAAAUACCAGUUCAAACUGCAUCAGAAUCGUCAAGGAAUAAUAAUCAGCUGAAAGCGGACACUCUCAGUUCUCCACAAGUUAUAAAGAAGAAAAACCAAUCAGGUGGAAAAUAUCUGUGGAAGAAGAAAUUAUUUAAAGCUAAGCAUCACCCAGGACCAUUGGAGUUUUCUAGAAUGCAGAGCGAUCCGGGCCCUUCGCAUGAAAGUGAUGUGAUCGAAGAAGAUUCUAUACACAGUGAAGUGGCGAAACCAGAAUUGAAAGAUGCGUUCGUGUAUUUUGAAAGCCUCCUUCGCAACAGUAAUCGCAUCGCAGCAGAACCGUCAUCAUCAAUCAACGAAGAAGCCAUGGUAAUUGGGGAAGAAAUGUUCCAGAAUACGCUGCAAAUGCUCACCGAAAAAACCCUCGUUCAUGGUGAGGAACUGAUAGACAGUAAUGAAAUCGACGAUAAUAAUGCCUACGAAGACGCUGAAACGAGUCCCAUUGCCAACGAAUCAUCAGACGAAUACGAGCCGGACGAGAAGAAAAAAAAAGGGUACGACUAUAUUUUUCUGGAUUACAAAAUUAGAGCUGUCAAUCUGGCCAAAGAACAUCCAGGCUGGAGUCUCAAAACUCUACAAAAAAUGGGUGCUCUCGUUUGA